Molecule: messenger RNA, 10314 nt
Organism: Columba livia (rock pigeon)
Lineage: Eukaryota; Metazoa; Chordata; Aves; Columbiformes; Columbidae
Gene: ARHGAP31
Product: Rho GTPase activating protein 31
Exons: 12
Coding region: 954-5405 (1483 amino acids)
Biological process (GO): small GTPase-mediated signal transduction
Cellular component (GO): lamellipodium
Molecular function (GO): GTPase activator activity
Source: RefSeq, a predicted model, not a curated record
AGGAAGUGUCUGUCCGCGCCGCGGGCUGCGGCUGGGCUCAGCUGGGCUGGCAGUGAUUUCCUCUCAGGCAGUCCGUUAUCUGUCGACUGUCAGGACAGGCUUGCCCUCUUCCUCCCCUCGGCCCCAGCCCCAUUCCCCAACUCCUCUCCCCGCCUUCCCUCAGCCUUUUGCACACACGCACGCUCACACACACAUGCACACACACACACGCACACACGCACUUUACUGCCAAAAACCGUCCUCCGCCUCCCUCCUCAGCUAACUUCCUUUCAGCAUUUUUUUUGAGCUGGAUAAUCCUAGGAUUUGUAAAACGGGGGAAAGCAGAGAGCGAGCGAGCGGGAGUCAGGACAGGAAGCUGGUUUCUCAUUCCUCUAACUGUCCAAAGGCAGGAGGAGGGGAAGGGGGGGAGCCAAAGAGGAGCCUUGUGCAGACUCUUCCCCGGUCCCUUUUCAUUAGUCCGUUUGAACUUCCAGUCUCCUCCGAAAGCUAAGAGAAGGAAGACCAGACUGGGACAGUUUCUGCUGGAAGUGGCGACAGCGUGGCUGACAAAACCCAGAAGGUGGCUGUGGAGGGUCCCGGGACCGUGCUGAGGGAAAGACGUUCCUCCCCACCAUCGCCUGCCCCCCAACUUGCCAGCUCCAAUGUGGGCACCCAUCCACCACCCACUUCCCUCUGAUGAGAACCCUUCCGGGCUCGGGCUAUGAUCGCUGCUGCUGCCAGCUGGGGAGCCUCCUCUCAACCUGACCUUCUUCUGCCACAGGAGCAGCCCAGCAUCUGGUGGGGAUUAAUGUUUACUUCUCCAGCUGGACGCUGUACAGGACCCCCGAUGUCACCCCCUGGGAGCGGGACACGGGCGGUGGUCUGAGAAGAGCAAGAUUUUUUGUUGCCCGGCGUGAGGCUGGGGGGAGGGGGGCAAGGCAGGAGGGGAGCGAACCUCUUUUGGGACUAACCUCAUGAAGAACAAGGGAGCCAAGCAGAAGCUCAAGAGGAAGGGAGCCGCGAGUGCAUUCGGCUGUGACCUGACGGAGUAUCUGGAGAGCUCUGGGCAGGAUGUCCCCUACGUGCUGAAGAGCUGUGCAGAGUUCAUUGAGACUCAUGGCAUUGUGGAUGGGAUCUACCGCCUCUCAGGAGUGACAUCCAACAUACAAAAGCUGAGACAAGAGUUUGUUUCUGACCAAUGCCCGGAUUUGACGAGGGAAGUUUACCUCCAGGACAUCCACUGCGUGGGGUCACUCUGCAAGCUGUACUUCAGGGAGCUGCCCAACCCUCUCCUCACUUAUGAGCUCUACAAGAAAUUCACGGAAGCAGUAUCUCGCUUCCCUGAGGACGAGCAGUUGGCACGAAUUCAAAAUGUCAUCCAGGAGCUCCCACCAUCACAUUACAGAACACUGGAAUACCUGAUCAAGCACUUGACUCAUCUGGCCUCCUUCAGCAACAUGACCAACAUGCACACCAGAAACCUGGCCUUGGUGUGGGCUCCCAAUCUCCUCAGGUCAAAGGAGAUUGAGGCAGUUGGCUGCAAUGGGGAUGCAGCUUUCCUGGAGGUGCGAGUGCAGCAGCUGGUGAUCGAGUUCAUCCUGAAUCAUGUGGAUCAGAUCUUCAACAACAACAGAAAAGCCAGCUCUGCAGAGAACAUUGAGAGUGUAUCGGUUCUGAAAAGCCUGACCCUUCCCUCAGCCUCCCUGCCAAUGAAACUGGUGAGCCUGGAAGAAGCGCAGGCACGGAGUCUGUCUGCCUCCCACCCUGCUCGGAAGGAGAGGAGGGAGAACAGCUUGCCUGAAAUUGUCCCUGUUACUGGGUCCCUCUUCCACACAGUUGUUGACCUCCCUGACAGCAAGAGAAAAUUAUCUACCAAGUCCAAGAAAUGGAAGUCAAUAUUUAACUUGGGCCGUUCUGGCUCAGAAUCGAAGUCUAAACUGAGUCGAAAUGGGAGUGUCUUCGUAAGGGCGCAGAAGCUUUCUGAAAAAGCAACUAUUCGGCCUGCGAAGAGCAUGGACUCACUGUGUUCCCUGCCAGUGGAAGGGGAGGAUGAGAAGAGCAGAUUCAAACGGGCAGUGACUACUGGAGGUUUUUUUGUUCCUGUGAUGAAGAUACGGACGGGAGGCACAGGCAGCUCAUACGACCUCAGCAAGGAGAACGAGUGGGAGCGGGAAGGAUCCACCAUGGGGGCCAAAGGAAGCUCAGAGCUGGGUGGAGAGAAAGGUCCUCCCAGGACACCACAGGCAAAGUCACCCCCCGAGCAGCUGAAGGUCUUCCGGCCAGGAGAGGAUGCUGAAAACGAGCAGACUUCCUCCAAAGGCGUCCGCAUGUUCUACACCUCCGAAACAGCCAAGUCAGGCUUCCCAAGCAGCCUCUUCCCCUUGGAGGCCUCCCCUCGUCACCAGCGGAAAGCCCUAAACAUCUCAGAGCCUUUUGCCGUCUCUGUCCCCCUGCGGGUAUCCGCAGUCAUCAGCACCAACAGCACUCCCUGCCGUGUGCCCGCCAAGGAGAAGCUUUCCCUCUCCAGCCUUGAGGAGCUCUCUUCCCUGGUGUCCGAGAGCACAAGCCCCUCUGCCCUGGAAGCCGGGACCCACACAAGGACAGAGCAGGCACCAGAGAGGAAGGAGAAACAGCCAGGGCCCACCCCACCAGCGGCAGCAUCCAGAGGCUCUCACCCUGAGGAGCUGGUGGCAGCCAGGAAACCUGAGCCCUUAGAAACUCCACAGCCAGCAGUGGAAAAUCAGGAGACGUUAUGUGCGCAAAGUAGCUGCACAAGCAGCACCAGCAGACCCCAGCAGUCCUCAGAGCAGAGUCCCACCUUGGAACAAACACCAGCCUCAGAGGUUCAUACAGGACCAAUCCUUACAGACAAGGCAGAGAAAGUACAGCUCAAGAUGAAGGAUAUCUCCACAGAAAGCAGCUGUGGCCAACAGGAGAUCAAGACAGCCAAGACAGAAGAAGGGUCACGCUUAAGAGAUGUGACUCAAGAGGACCCUACAAAUACCCUUCUAGAACCACUGUGGCCAGAGAUACAGCAGGAACUGAAAAUUAUCGAACCUGAAGAGGAGCUCUUGCUCCCCAAGAGGGGCCUAAUUUCUGAAUCCUCUUCCUCAGUACAAACAGAUACUUCUUCCUCUGAUAGAGGGCAGAGUCCAACACUGUCUGAGCAGAAAUCCGCAAGCAGAACACCACAAAUGACAACUCAGGUGCCUUUAUUUUGUGCCACUGGCACGGAACGACAAGACAGCCUCCACAAUUGCCAGUCUGAUGUGGAUGCACAGCAGAGCUGUGCUUCAGCCCUACCCAAACUGGGUACUCUUCCAACUGGCACAGCCACUCCGAAGAACCACCACCCUGUGGUCGACAGCAGGAGUGAAUGUCUCACACCUCCCCUGAACUGGAAGCUUCAUAGUCAAUCAGAAUUUAAUGAGGUUGCCCCAAGUGAUGGAUUUUCGUGUUCCAAAGGAGCAUGUCCAGAGUUAGGGAGAGAAAAAGAUAGCACUUUCCAGCUGCAGAAGGAAAAGGAUGGUCUUAUUAGAGUCCAGACUCAGAGAGGGAAGCCUGAGAUAAUGACUGCUGAUGAAAGAGACACAUUCUCCUCCAAGGUGCCGAGUGGAGCUGGAAUCCAGGAGCUGAAGGAGGGAAAUGCUGUUAGCAGAACCCAUGAUGCUGGUGACCAGGAAGAUGAGGAUACCUGGACAGAUAAUGUGCAGAGCUUAGAACUCGUGGAGCCAUGGGAGGAUCACCAGUGGGUUACAAGCCCACUCCACUCCCCUACUUUUAAGGAUGUACAGGAGAAGAUGAUAGAGGAGUUUCAGCCACAGAGACAGAGAGCAGAGACAGGCCUUUCUCUUAGACCAAGAUUCAGUCGCAGCCUCUCCCUGGACAGUAAAGACACAGUAAUGAGUUUGUGGACUAUCCCAUUCUCUUUCUUUGAUGCCAGUGACCACCAGCAACCAUGCAGUGACAUUCUGCCAGUGACUUGUGAGCUGCCCAAAACACAACCCAUUUCUCCCUCUAGUCUGGGCAAUGCUAAGCAAGAUGAUAAUGGCAUAAAUCCUCCAGAAGAACCUUCAAAACUCGAGGACCUGAGAUACCCCCUCAGCAGGGACCAAGCACGAGCUGAAAAAGGGCCCUCUAGAAUCCCUUUUCUAGAGGAAAAGAAAGUGGAUGUGAACAAAGAAAACCCUUGGAACUCAAAGCCUGAGCUGUCUUUACCAUACCAAAAUAGCCCAGGCAGCUCUUCAAAGGUGAAGAACACAAAGGAGGAGCUAUCCAUGUCUCAGGACACUGCCUUGGGAGGAGAGACCAUUACCAAAGCGUCAUGCUCUGCCACUGAGGCACAACUGAGUAGUAAAAGUGAAGAAACACCUCGCAAAGUGAAGACCAGGCCUUCGUCCCUCAACUUGGAUUCACUCCUUCCAGCCCCAGAUUUCUUCACAUUUGAGAGCCUGUCCAUACCCUCUGCUCCUGGGAACCUCCUGUGUGGGCAGAAGGAAGUAAAAAGCAGUGAUUCUGUCCCAUCCCUACCGACUGCUUGCCCUGCUGCCAGUAAAGGCAUCCCAUGGGCAUCUCAUUUCAAUGCCCAUGUGGAUCUAGACUUGGAUUACCUGGCAGUGGCCCAUGCCACCACUGGCCGCCGUAACUCUGCCCCUGUCAGUGUGUCGGCAGUCAGGACCUCCUUCAUGAUUAAGAUGUGCCAGGCAAGAGCGGUGCCUGUGAUACCCCCCAAGAUUCAGUACACCCAGAUCCCCCAGCCCCUGCAGGCUCAGAAUGCAGCUCCACCAGCUGAGAAGAAGGAAGCAGAAACUAAGCAGGCCACCAGGCAGACUCAAAGGGGGGCAUGGAGUCACUUGGAGGCCCCCAAGAGCCCGCUGACAGAGAAAAAAGGCAAAGCAGAGAAAGAAAACAGUGACCCAGCUCAGAAGGACUCAGCCUGUCCUUGGCACAGCAGCCUUGGCUCUCCACUGGAGCAACCUCAGUCCAGUCAUUAUCCUGCUCUGGAUGCCCCUGUUCUGCGCCGAAAGCGCACUUCUGAGGGGGAGACAGCUGGAGAUAACCCACAGUCCUCAAAGAUGGAGAGGCCAUCAGGGUUCUCCAAGCCUUCCUAUAGAUCUAGGCCCGGGAGGCCCCAGAGUCUGAUUCUCUUCAGUCCCCCUUUCCCCAUUAUGGACCACCCCUCCUCUUCAGCAGACUCCAGGAUGUUGUUAUCACCCAUUAGGAGCCCCACUCAGACCACCUCUUUGAGCCCCAUUUGUGGUGAUCUGUCUGAGACUUCGCGGACAACGCCCGAGGGGGUGACGCUGCGGAACAAAAUGACCAUCCCCAAGAAUGGCCAGAGACUGGAGACCUCUACCAGCUGCUUUUACCAGCCCCAGAGGCGCUCUGUGAUUCUGGAUGGACGAAGUGGGAGGCAGAUUGACUAGCAACUGCUUCUCGUAUUCCUUUUCCAUGGUGGAUGGGAUGUUGAAGACCAACUCUGUUGCCAUUUUGCUGUUGUUAUAACUAUUUCGUGCAAGAUGGACCUGAAUCCUUUGUGGUUUCUUGCAAAGCAUUUUGCUAUGGAGGGUCAUAGUCUUUUUGUUUUGCUUUUCCUUCCCUUUCUCACCCCUGUCCCUCACUGUCUGCUUUUUUUGAUAAGCCAGUCCCAGGUAACUUACAUUUCCUCAUACACAUUGUCUAACAAGCCCUGUGAAAGUCUUAUCUUCCCUAUGAAAAAAAAGCAAAAAUAAUUCUCAGUAUAAUAGAAAACAGGGCUGGGAGGAAACACUGUUCCAAAGUGUUGCAGCCCAGGGUGUAGGGGCACAUUGCUAAGGAGGUAAGUCCAGAUGUUUGGGACCUCCUUCCAUUGUUUCCCAGCCACCAGUGAAGGACCGUGUUUGUCUCAUUUAGUCGGUGUAAAUAAACAGUGCAGAAGGCUGGUGAUAACUCAAGAGAAAGGUGAAGCUGGCAUGAGCAAAUCACGUAGGGUGUGAGACACUUGAGGAUGUUCCAGUGACAAACAUACAACCUGAAGGCGCUGCCUCCAACUCUGUCCUUGCAUCGAAGAUGUGCUCUUUCCAGCGUGUGCAAGGGCUGGACUGAAAGCAGCUGGACAGGAAAUGCCCUGUUGUUCUUUCAGUCUUCCAAGUCCUGCUCAUGAGUUUUUUUGCUCUCAGCUACACCUUCCUUGAGCAGACAAGAUCUGUGUGGCUGGGGGAUGAGUGUGCAGCUGGGUGUCCAGCGGUAGAGACUUCUCAGGCUGGUACCAAUGAAAGCAAACAUACGGUCAUAACAAAGGCCGGUAUCAACCAUUUUCAUCAUUGCUUAAAGCCAGAUGACACCUCUGCAACUAUCUCCAGCUGUCUUCCACACUGCCAACAGUAGAGAAAAGCAAGAGGAAUUUCUGAUCUGCAUGUCCUUGGGCUAUUGCCCCUUGCACCCUGACUGACCGAUCUUUGACCCUUGGUCUUUCAUUGCCACUGUGUGGCAUAUCCCCAGGUGCUUCUUCUUCCUUUAAACUUGCUCUCCUUGUGAUUUUACACUGUUUCUUUGAGAGCAUGGCUGUUUGUCACCUCCCCGGCCCUCAGUGCUUUCAGAUUGACUGAGAGUAUGGUAAAAAGGAUGAUACGUGGGACUGCAGAACAGAUCAUGAACGGUAUCCUGAGAGAGGGAUUUGAAGUGAAUUAAACUCUCUCCUGAAGGGUUGUUGUUAUUACAGGCAAAUACAAGUUCAUAUAAGCAACAGCUACCACAGGAAUAGAAUUAAAGCUUCCUUUAUAAAGUCUCUAACUCCAUGUUCAACACAGGCUCAUCUAUUGCCCGUCUCAACGUGGGCAAUCGCAAAUUCAGGUACAGCCCAUGCUGUCUCUGCAGUUUGUGUCACUAGUGACUAUGGAGGAGACUGGAACACAGGUGUUGCUGCCAGAACUGAGAUUGUCCCUGUAAUAGUGUUCAUGGAGAAGUCUGAGUCUGUAGACCCUCGAAUGAACAUUCUGGGCAGUAACUGUGUAUCUGUUAGGAAGUGCUAUAGCCGCCACAACGAGGGCCAAUCAGAAUUUCCCAACGGAUGUAUGUUUAGGGCUUUUUUUUUCUGAAGUACUGGCAUUUUCAAAUUGUUAGCAAACUCAACCCACGAGCUUCUGAUCUGUACUGACUGUGUCACUUAAUUAGUGUCAUAUUAAACCAGAUGAGAGCCUGGCGUUCUUGUUUGGGUCCAUGUUCUCUCACAGAUGCCAGCCUAUGCUUUACUUGGGCAAGCCGUGGACAGCAGGUCCAGAAUACUCAGCUUCAUGAAAAUUGUAUUAUCCUCCUCCCAGACCAUGAGAUGCCUGUGCAGCCUCCCAUUAAAACAAGGGAGUUGCCAGUCCUCCAUUCUCCUCAUGAUUAGUGCAGCUCUGUGCUGCAUUUGCAUGGCACCCAAAUGCUUUUUUUACUGCCUCAUGGGAAAGCUUUUAACCACCAUGGCUUGGUUAAUGUUGAAUGACUUGGGAAGGUGCGAUAUAAGGAAUUAUAGUAAGGCUUUAGAGAAAGUAAAAGUUGUGGAAAUGAUGCCCAGGCCUUUUUGGUGUCAACAAAAUAGUUUAUUUUGGACAGGGAUUUAUAUUCUCUCAGUUCCUAGAAGUUAUGACUGCCAAAGCAUCUGGAAUGGAGCCAGUGAAGCUCACAAAGUAAUGUAUCAGAAGAAAAAGAAAAUGUGAUGAAACCUGGGCACCUUGAAACUAUUUUUUUUUCCCCUCCUUAUUCUCAUAUAAGCUGAUCUAUGAACAAGAAAUGAGGUCUGGCAAUUUGUAUAUAAUACCCUGUCUCAGCUUUUAACAGCUUUCCUGUAAGUAAUAGCGCUUUUGGCCUAAGUGGUGAAACUCCUGCAAGAGAAAAUUAUUAGAAGACUUUACUUAAUAUUAAAGAACAGCCUCCACUAAAAUCUGUAUCCAGACUGUACGUUUCAAGGGUGUUUCAGAAUUUGAACUCAGAUCCCGCUCCUGAAUCUUAAUUAAGUAGAGAUUCUGUAAUGACAUCUCUCUUUCGUAGCUCAAUCCCAUCUCUAUCUGCAAUUCAAUCUCCAGCCUUCAGUUGAGGCAUCAAACUUCUGAGAGCCUCGUGAAGUGGGCUUAAUGCAGUCACAUCACUGUAGCUCUAUAGUCACAAGUGGGCUUGAAUGAAGAGCGCUGAGAUAAAGCCUCAGAUUCUGCAGAGUUGAGAGAACUUGUUUAGUUUCACGGUGCACCACUGCACAGGUGUCACCAUUCCCAAAUCUAGACUCAGACUUCUGCAGAGUCUGUAAUGCUUGAUGACGGAUCCAUGUUGAUACUGACAGUUGCAGUCUCCUCAAGGACCAGAGCAUGAUAGUUGGUCAGAGCCAGAAGACAGAAGCCAUCUCCCAUCAAAUGGUGCUGGCUAUGUGGUUGGAACUUCAUGAGAUCCAACUUUACUAAGCCAUUCCUGAGGUCAGGUUCAGCGUCAGACCUGAUGUCAUCUUUGCUUCAGAGCCAUUAGGUUGUCCUCUGUCACCCUGCAGUAGCAGAUUUUUUUCUGUGAAGCGUUAUAGAGAGGGGUAGAUAAGAUUAAUGGGAGAUAGGUCUGGCCCAGAAUUUGAAGUUUUGUGUACAGGAGAGAUAAAUCAGUUGUUCUUGACAUUAUGGAAAGGACCUUUCUAAAUAGACUGUCACAUCAUUUGCAGCUCUGCAAGGAUCAUCUCAGGGACCCUGCAAUACGUUUUGGUUCUCCUGAGACUGUGAAGAGUGUAAAGGCCAUUGCCAAGUUUGCAGAUUGCCCCAGUCUCAAUCAUGAUGUGGUAUCACCAGCAUGUGUUCCUUGUGGACUUUUACAAAUGGGAAACAAGUGACUAAAUUUCACUUAUUCUUCCCAUGUAGUCAGGAUGUUUGUGCAGCUUCUGUUAAGCGUAGCUGAGAGUGAAAUUGUUGGGCUGGCAAAGAUGGGAAUCCUCUGACGGAAAGGAGGGACAUGGAUAAUGUUAGCUCAUGUGGGAGCUGCCUUAUUGAUGGGAAAGUGAACAGAAAUUAAUAUUGUAUUUUACCUAAUAAACCACAUUCAUCUGGGUUGUCCACCCCAUGCUAUCACUUCAGAAAGACUGAAGCACUUCUUUUUUUAACCUUUGGAACUUCAGAGGAACUUAGGUCUGUAUUAGAGAGGAUUGAUUAAGCUCUGCGACAUUUUCCCUCAUCCAGAGUUCAAAUGGUGCAAUCAAAGUCUUUUUUCUUUCUUUAAGAAUUCUGAAAUGCCUGUAGUGGUGAAUAUUGUGUUAAAUUUAUAUAUAUAUAUAUAAAAGAACUUUCUAUAUAAAUAUAUUAAAAAGGAAAUGUAAUUAAAAUGAAGGAAUUGCCUAAAUAGAAUCCUGCACGUCUGUGAAACUUGGGCUGAUGCAUGGAACUGUUUUCUGCUGCAAUGUUUGCAGCACUGAGGGUGUGAGAUCAACUGGCUUUUUGCCCACAGAGGAGAAGCUACUGAAUUCUGCCUAAUCUGUGGUGGCCAGAAGGCCUGAAUCUGCCUUCCUAAGGCUGAUCAUGUCCUGGGAGAGGACAUGUCCUCUGGGAGACCAGAGUGCAAGGACUGAUUUAGCUUUCCACCACAAGCUUCUCCCCUUUGAAAUCUUUGAAAAUUCAAACAAUUUACUGGAGCAUAUACUACCUUUCAGGCAUGUCCACAUUUUGCAGUUGUCCCUUUUACUGUUCUCCGUCUCUAGAAAAAGAAAAAAUAAAUCUCUAGAGGUGGGGGAGAAGCUGUAGCUGAUUCCAAUUUGUUUCAGCUUUUGCUUGCUCCUGAUCAAUGUAAAGGCUUGGUGAUAACUAAUUCUGCUCCAAGCAAGGAAUGGAAAGCUUGCCACUGAGUUCAACUGGAAAUGGAGCAGGACAUUAACAGCCCAGGAAAGGAAGGAUGGCAGGAGGCAAGUGCUUCCUGAGGGCUCCAUGCAGCAGCCCAGACCUUAGAUCUUGUUCUUGUAGGCACUGGUCCCCUUUGAAAUACUUUUUGCUACCAGGUCAAGGGAAGGGCUGGAAGUCAGAGACUGUGAAAAGAACUGUCCCCAUCGCACUGGCCUUGGUUUGUGAUUACUUCUUCUGCUAGCUCUGAUGGAUUGUAUUUUUGUUAAGCUUUGUUCUCUGUGUGGACUUGCCUGCUUUUGUGCCUUAUUGCUUAAAAGAAAAAAGAAAACAAAAACAAACCAAACAAAACAAAACAAAAAACAGCCACAAAAAAAAAGUUUUGCCAGAUCUCAGCCAUGAGAUUAAACUGGAGUUUUUAUAAAAACAGACCUGUGCCCUAGUGAUGUUUUAAAGCAUUUUAUUUUUCCUGGAUUUGGUUUAUGAACAUGUUGAAAAUGCAUUUGUGUUCAUCUGA